Molecule: messenger RNA, 2154 nt
Organism: Coccomyxa subellipsoidea C-169
Lineage: Eukaryota; Viridiplantae; Chlorophyta; Trebouxiophyceae; Coccomyxaceae
Product: ankyrin
Exons: 10
Coding region: 1-2154 (717 amino acids)
Biological process (GO): regulation of barbed-end actin filament capping
Cellular component (GO): nucleus; cytoplasm
Molecular function (GO): protein binding
Source: RefSeq, a predicted model, not a curated record
AUGGCAAUUGCAAAGGGGGUUGAUAUGGACAGCAGCAAGGCGAAGGAGAACCAUGACACAAACUUGCAGGAAGACUUGAUAAAGACUGCCUCACUAAAAGAGGCAGAGCUUCACGCCGAGUUGCUGGACCUCCGAAGGACGCUGGAGAGUCUCACAGCUGUCAUUGCUGCGAUGGCCCUGAAAGACCAUGCUGUCCUCAAGCAGCAGGAAACAAAGCAAGGUGCUGAGCUGAAAAGUGCCGAUCUGCGAUUGGACCACUUGGGCACAGAAAUUGCAGCACUGAAGCACCAGCUGUCGGAAGUAAUGCAGUUGCCAAAACCCCACUCACAGGCUGCAGCAACUGAGCAAGCAUUGAUAGCGCGCAAACCCAUCCCAGGGUACAGGUGCAUUUCCUGCAAUCAUCCAGUGGCAGAUCUGGAGGCCUUGCCCAGGAUUGCGCUUCCAUCCAAUAUAAUGAAGAGCGCAGGGCAGUGCCGCGGCGUCAACACCUGCAAAGAGAAAUAUGUGGCAGAGAAACAGCGAAAUGCAGUGACUGGGGACAGGUCGCCUGGCUACUCUCCCAAAAAGGCGCUUGCAGGCCACAAGGAGAUGGUGCGCUUCCUGGUGGAGGGCGGCCAUCUGCCAGUGGAUGUGCGUGCGACAGUGACAAAUGCAACACCCCUAAUGGUGGCAGUCACAAGGAUCUGCGUCACACCAGGCGGCCUGUCAGGACCGCCACUGCAUGCAUGCGGCAAUCCAAUCAUGCAAGACAACGUCUGUGAGAGCUCGUGCGAGAAAAUGCUGCCCAUAGCAUACCUGCUGCUUGAGCUGGGCGCUGACCCAAGCGUGGUCGACAGUUUAGGGGCGUGCCUGCUCGCCACGGCUGCCGAGGCAGGCAUGUAUGGCAUGUGGGAUUACCUAGUCGAGAUAGUGCAAAUUGCCGACCGCUGCCCCGUCUAUGCAGGUCACCUCCUCUAUGGCGCAGCGUCAAACUGUGUCAGGACGGGGGAUCCUCGAGAAUUGCAGCAGGUGUUGGAAUACCUGAAGAAGCGCUAUGCCGGCCGCGAGAAGCAGUUUCAAGAGGAAAUUGCAGCACCCAUCAAGCGGCGGCGUUCUGAAGCUGUGGACAACAGAUUGAGAGUCAUGCCUGGUGAUGGCUUCAUGCAGACGCACGCACUUUGCAGCUUUUCACCAGAGCUCUGCGGGCGCUUUGACUUCUGCGCACUGGGCAAGCCAGUGUCCCCAAUCGUGCUGCUGGCUGCGGGUGGGGUCCCAGGGAAUCUGAAAAAGCUUCUCUUGGCCCUGCGUGAACGCCAUGAAAAUGGCCGAUCCAACACAGAUAUCUCCAGCUUGAUCAACACUCCGGACCCCUUCGGCCGGCUGCCUCUCAUAGAAGCCAUUGCCAGGAACCGAGUGGACGAAACAAACAGCCUCCUUGAGUUUGGUGCAGACAUCGGGCUGAUGGAUGGCAUGGGCAGGAGCGCGAUGCAUGAGCUGGCCAGGCAUUGCAAAGAUGAUGCCCCAUCGCUGGCAGAAGUCUGCUUCAAAUAUCUGGCGCAGUUGGAACCCAGCCGUCGCUUGGAAGUCCUGAAACGCACAGCAUUUGACUCUAUCAACAAGUACACACCUCCGCUGCGCACAUUGGGCCAGAUGAUCAAUGCGCAUGGCACCUGGCCUCUGGUGCCGCGAAUGGUGGAGCUAGACCUGGAUGUGCAUGGAGGGAUGGAUGUGCACCAUGUACCGUAUCCAGUCAACCGCUGCUGCAUGAAUGCCAUCACAGCCGCUGUCGACUACCCUCGUCUGCAGGAGGGGCCAGGCCUCAGCCCUGGCAAGAAAUCUCACGUUCCAGAGGAGGGUCAGCUGGAGUGUGUGCUGAUUCUGCUGCGCGCAAAGGCUGCCAUCACAGAAACCCAGCUGCACAAACUCUUGUGCUUGAUCUACAACGCUCAGUCCUCAAAGGUGGCGGCACAGCAGCUGUGGACACUCCUGCACAGGAGAGCGGCGGUCUGCGCAGGAUGCCGCAUGUGUGGGCUGUGGCGCUCAUGCGCGCACUGCAAGGCAGUCUUCUAUUGCAGCCGCAUCUGCCAGACCAAGCACUGGCCCCAGCACAGGAGCAGCUGCGACCAGCUCGCGCAGGAAAUGCAUGCGGAUGCUGACAGGACCGCUGUGCUCUAA